This is a messenger RNA of Besnoitia besnoiti, 1254 nucleotides long. RefSeq lists its product as uncharacterized. The record is from RefSeq and is a predicted model, not a curated record. NCBI's taxonomy places the organism in Eukaryota, Apicomplexa, Conoidasida, Eucoccidiorida, Sarcocystidae. The coding region runs from base 1 to 1254 and encodes 417 amino acids. The transcript has 7 exons.
AUGGCGCCGGGCACGAAAUCUGAAAGCCGGACGAUGCCGGCACUGCGCCUUGCCCUUUGCGGAGAAGGGAACUCAGUGGCAAGCUGGUGGGCGCCGAUGCUACUACAGUCUCCCGCGUUCGAGGUGGUCGCUGCUUGGUCGCGGGACAAGAGCGAGGCGCUUGGUAUCGCUGCGGCUCUGAGUCUUAAUCAAAAUCGGGUGCAGGCCUACUGGGAGAAGACAAGCGAUUUGAGUAGCAUCGGCAAGUCUUCUGGAUCAGCAUCAGAAGCGAAUGAAGCAGGAGAUGCAGAUCUGGAUGCUCUUCUCCAGCGCCAGGAUGUUGAUGCAUUUCUUCUGGUUCUACCUGAAGAUUCACAUGUCAUUAUCCUUGGACAGCUCUUCCAGCGCUGCCGACAGAAGCAUGUGUUCUCCGCCAAUCUUCCUUCCUUCAACCAGUCGAUAAUGAAGCACUUGAUUGCGCUUCACAAUGGCGGGUCUUCAUGCCCGCGUCAAUCUUCCAAGACCAAAGAAGGACGGACCGGAGUCUGGAGUGUGUGCAACGUCUUCAAGCAUGAGGUCGCGGUGGCGAAGCUUCAAGCUGUUUUGAAGGAUCUGGGAACAAUUGUAGCUGGAGAGCUUAUCGCUUCAUCCAUGGUGCAGGGCGUAACAGUCACCACCGCUGGCAGUUUUGGCGGGAAACGAGUACCUCAGACUGCGACGCAGCAACGAGAGCUGCUGACAGCCGUCUGCUCAGCUUACAGUGGCCUGCUGCGGCAUGUUCUCGGCGAUCUGAACUCUCUGUCAGCGGUUCGUGGUACAAACGCGACACUUUGUGGUCAAAUGCACUUUCAGAGGGGCGCGAAUGUGGCCGUGACAGUGGAUCUUUUGAGCAAAAGCCAUGUCUUUUCGCUCACUGUCUGGGGUCUCAAAGGCUUCGGCCGUCUCUCAUGGAGCGAGGACAAGAAGGCAUUCGAGGUACAACGGUACCUCCACCACUACGAGCAUCCCACUCUCCACCCCGUGACUGGGCCGACAUGGGCAGUGAAGCAAUGGAUCGAGACUGUCUGGGACGUUUCAAAAGGAGGUGACAAAGAGUCGAAUCCCCAGAAACCGGACUUCAUGCUUGUCGACUUGGUGACAAGCUCUGCGAUGGUGGAGUCGGACGGAGUCUUCGUUCGCCUAUGUGCAACACCUCAAGGCCGCACCGAAAGUGGCAUAUUUGACCAGGUCACUAGUUCGCGGGGAGAGAAGAAAGAGCUGCUUGCAGCAGCAUAA